Rhizoctonia solani is the source of this 1767-nucleotide messenger RNA. Its product is annotated as phosphotransferase enzyme family protein. Gene Ontology annotation, cellular component: mitochondrion. The transcript has 5 exons. The record is from RefSeq and is a predicted model, not a curated record. NCBI's taxonomy places the organism in Eukaryota, Fungi, Basidiomycota, Agaricomycetes, Cantharellales, Ceratobasidiaceae. The coding region runs from base 1 to 1767 and encodes 588 amino acids.
AUGGAAGGUCGAGUUGCGUCGGCUAAGACGGAUCCGGAGACCGCCUCCGACGCCGUUGCCUCGACCUAUAAGUUUUCCUUGUAUUCCACACUCGUUCACACUAUCUUUUCGAAAAUAAUUCUGUUAGGGUAUAUGGUAGACGACUUGCCUAAUCUCUUUGUGCUUUUGCUUGCGGUUAUCGUUCCCCUGAUUCUUUGGCAGUACCGGUCUCUACGAGCAAAAUGUGUUUUGAGCUUGGCUCAAUGCGAGGAAUUCUUUGAGUAUACUUCAGGGAGGUGGUUGUAUAAUGAAGAUAAGCAGUUGGCUCUGAGAUAUGUGCGGUUCAACGUAGACGCUCUUCAACAAAUUGCCGCAGCAGCCAUAGGCGCAUCAUAUUGUACUUCCAUUACCAAAACCCAUGAAGGUUCAUAUAACAAAAUCUUCCGCCUUAAAUUCGACAAUAACCGCGAAAUAAUAGCCAAAAUACCGACCAAACUUAUCCCUCCAUUCUACACGACGGCAAGCGAAGUUGCCACAAUGGACUAUGUGCGCACCGUUCUUAAAAUUCCCGUCCCAGAAGUACUCGCCUAUAGCGCCCGCGCCGAUUCGACACCCGUCGGUACCGAGUUCAUACUCAUGCGCCCAGGCUCGGGGAGUGAACUGCGGAAACGCUGGGAUUCGAUGAGCGAAAUGGAUGCGAAAGCAGUGAUUGAUUAUGUGUUGCGCGCCGAGUCCCAGUUUGCCAGUUACCAGUUCUCCCAAAUUGGAAGCAUUUAUUAUGUGGAAGAUGUCGAGCCCGCUCUUCGCCAGCGCCCGUUGUAUCGGGAUGGAUCAGGCCCCCACGAAGGCGCUGAUAGAUUCCGAAUUGGCCCAUCGACCGAAUGGGCGCUGUGGAGGGGCGCUAGAGCCGAGUUGCAAGUUCAUCAUGGACCAUGGCCAGAUGUCAAGUCAUACAUCGAAGGCAUUGUACGAAUUCAUCAAGCCUGGCUCUCGAGCCACGCACGGCAACAUAAAGUCCAAGUUCCACCCCGAAGUCCGGAAGACCUCGAUCCAAAGGCUCACCAACAACUCCUGGAGAAGCUUGUUUCUCUAUCGUCUCAACUUGAGGUUCUUCCUGAUUUACAGGCCAAUGUCUUAUGGCACAAGGAUUUACAUGCAAGAAACAUCAUGGUCGAUAAAUCUUCGCCACCCUCAAUCCAGCUGAUUGAUUGGCAAAGCACUUCUGUCGGACCAGUGUUUCAACAAGCUACAUUCGCCAUCUUUGCCCAAUACCAUGGAGACCCACGCAUCAAGCUCCAUAACAAUGCUCGGCUCCCUGACGAUUUUGACUCUCUACCUUGGCACGAAAAGAUCUAUCUCAGACAUCAACAUCGACUCGCCCUCCGACAUCUUUACUACUGCUCAGGGGUGGAGCCUAGGAGUUUGAAUGCACAGCAAUGGGUUCGUGAUACGCGCCUCCGGUCUGCGAUUGAUGAGGCAAGCCGUACUUGGGAUCUAGGCCUAGGCCCAUUUCGCCAACACUUGUCAGUUCUGGCUAUCGCUGCGGGAGUCGAGGAGUCGACGGGCUCUUUUAUAGAUAGUGAUAACCAAGACCGGAUCCAAGUUUACCACGAUAAAGUGUCGCGACUAUACAAGGAGCUGGGUAUCGAGGGCGAUGGUUGGGUAUCUUCCGAAGACUAUGAGGAUAUCCAUACCUUGAAUCAGCAGCGGAUGGAAGAUUGGGAUGAGAUGGCCGCUGGCGGCCCGUAUCCCAUUACCGAUGGAGCCCCUUCUUGGUUUGUUACAUAG